Kazachstania africana CBS 2517 is the source of this 4260-nucleotide messenger RNA. RefSeq names its product ubiquitin-binding serine/threonine protein kinase VPS15 (gene VPS15). Gene Ontology annotation, biological process: protein targeting to vacuole; macroautophagy; protein phosphorylation. Gene Ontology annotation, cellular component: nucleus-vacuole junction; late endosome; phosphatidylinositol 3-kinase complex, class III, type I. Gene Ontology annotation, molecular function: ATP binding; protein binding; protein serine/threonine kinase activity. The transcript has a single exon. The coding region runs from base 1 to 4260 and encodes 1419 amino acids. NCBI's taxonomy places the organism in Eukaryota, Fungi, Ascomycota, Saccharomycetes, Saccharomycetales, Saccharomycetaceae. The record is from RefSeq and is a predicted model, not a curated record.
AUGGGUACGCAACUGUCAUUACUGGCGCAAACGACACCAUCCAUUGGUAUUUCCUCGUAUAUCGAUGUCUUAGAAGAAGUCCAUUACAUUUCACAGUUAAAUUCUUCAAAAUUUUUGAAAACAUGUAAAGCGCUAGAUCCUAAUGGUGAAAUCAUCAUUAAAGUGUUUAUUAAACCUACUGAGGAUUACAAGCUAGACGGAGUAUUAGAUUUAGUCAACUCAGAGGCAUUACUGCUCAGUCAAUUGCCAAAUGUUUUGAAUUACAGUAAAGUUAUUGAAUCGAACAGAGCUGUUUAUUUGAUACGACAACAUUUGCAUAGAAGUUUAUACGAAAGACUCAGCUCUAGACCAUAUUUGCAACUCAUAGAGCAGAAAUUUAUUGCAUUCCAAUUAUUAAAUUGUCUGAAAGACAUCCACAGUCUCAACGUGACACAUGGUGAUAUAAAAACUGAAAAUAUCCUGGUGAACAGCUGGUCUUGGGUGAGUCUAUCAGACUUUGCCUCUCAAAUUAAACCUGUUUACUUACCGGAAGAUAAUCCCGGUGAAUACUCAUUUUAUUUUGAUACUUCCAAGAGAAGAAUAUGUUACGUUGCGCCUGAAAGAUUUGAUUCAAAACUAAAUGAAUUACAGAAAAGUAAAAGAUUUAAAGUAACGAAAGAGAUGGAUAUAUUUUCAAUGGGUUGUUGUAUUGCAGAGCUUUUCGCAGAGGAUGAUCCUAUUUUCAAUUUAUCUCAAUUAUUCAAAUAUAAAGCUGGCGAUUAUAAAAUCAUAGAAUAUUUAGAUGCACAUUUCGAAUCUGAUGAAAUGAAAAAUUUAAUAAGGGAUAUGGUUGAUUUAAAUCCUAAGAAAAGAUUAACUGCGUCACAAUUAUUGGAUAAGUAUCGUGGUAAUUUUUUCCCCGAUUACUUCUAUUCAUUCACUUACGAUUAUUUGAGAACCCUGGCCAGUUUAGGCACAAAUAUCCCGAGUGCAGGUAAUAUAUGCGUUCAUACUACCCUCAAAGAAAAUGUUACAGUUCUUGACGAGGCUAUUACAAAGAUAUAUAAUGACUUCCCAAAGAUAUGUGGGUCAUUAGAGCUUCCUUUAAUUGAGUCAAGAAAUGACACUGAGAGAGAUCAAAAAUUAUUUGUUACUCCUGAAAUUCAUCUCUUAAAUAAUUAUUCCCUAAAGUUACAGCCAUUUCAAAAUCAUUCAAAAGUUCAAGCUGUUAAUAAAGAAUGUAUGAUUUUCUUGACUUCUUAUUUAUGUCAUGCGCUGAGAAAUAUAAGGACUAAUGAUUCCAAAAUAAAAUGUCUCGAAUUAUUGACUUGUUUAUCUCAAUUUGUAUCCGAUAAAAACAAAUUAAACAGAAUUGUACCAUAUUUACUAACUUAUUUUGAAGCUACUGGAAACGCUAAUGCACAGGCACUUAGUGUACAAUGUCUAUGUCAAGUACUUACUGUUAUUGAAGAAGUAGAUCAGUUGAAUGAAAAUAUAUUCAUUGACUAUUUACUGCCUCAAUUGAAGAAGCUCCUAAUUCGUUGUAGAAACGAACCGUAUGUUCGUAUUGUUGUAGCGAACUGUUUAGGAAAUUUAGUAGAAAUUGCUGGGAAAUUUCAGGAGCUAUCCUUAUAUAGCAGUGCAACAAAUGAACAAGAUAGACUAUAUCUCCAAAAUGGAGCCGAUGACAAGAGAAGAUAUAUAAAGAGACUAUCAAAUAUUGUCGAUAAACUAGUUGUGAGCUUACUAACAGAUAAUGAAGUUUGGGUAAAAAUAGCAUUGCUGGACAAUAUCCUGCCACUGUGUAAAUUUUUUGGUAAAGAAAGAACAAAUGACAUUAUUUUGAGUCAUUUGAUUACAUAUUUGAAUGACAAAAAUCCAUUUUUAAGAAUGGUAUUGGUGGAGGUGCUUCCAGCAAUUGCGAUUUUACUCGGUCCAAUCACCUUGCAACAGUACAUAUUACCACUACUGAUCCAAACAUUAACGGAUACAGAAGAGGCUGUUGUCACUGCAGUCCUACAAAGUAUCAAAGAUCUUUGUAAAACUGGUCUAAUCGAGACACAGGUAUCUUAUGACAUAGCAAUGGUGAUCUCUCCUUUAAUUUUACAUCCAAACUAUUCGAUAAGACAAAUGACACUCAUGAUUAUCUACGAAAUAUCGCAAAAACUCACUAAAGCUGAAAUUUAUUGUUCUCUAUACCCAAUUAUUAAAGAAUUUUUUGAUUUUGAUGUUGUUUUCACUUUGGAAGUCCUUUUGUCCUCAGCCAAAAAGCCCAUUUCCCGAACGAUACUUAAUCUUCUUUGUAGUUGGUCUUCAAGAGCUUCAAAUUCUUUAUUUUGGCAGCAAAUACCAAACAAGCACGUUGAUUCCGUUGGAAAUACUCAGAUCAACUUUAUUUCGAAAGAUUAUUCGUCAAGAAGUUAUGGCUUCAACAAUACAAAUAGCCUUCUUUCAAAGGCAUCUACAAAUGUCCCCCAACUUUUCAAUAAACAAGAAGUGCCUUUAACCACUGAAGAUAAAAUAUGGAUUGAGAAAUUUAAGACUGUCGGAUUGGCAGAUGUAGAUUUAUGGAAAAUUACGGCUCUAAGAGCAUAUGUAACCAGAAUAACAACUAACCCAAGGAGAAGGCCAGAUACGUCAUUUUCUAUCGAUGGUAAUGAUAAAAAUCAGCUCUCUUUAAGCACAUUUAACAUUCUACCAAGGACAGUCUUUUUUGAAAUAGAUUUUGUGGAAGAGAGAACUCAACAAUCAAUCGAUAAUUCAAAUAUGGAUAAGGCUAAAGCUAACAAAAAAAUGUUUGGACUCCCUCCAGUCACGGCUUUGCAUGGCUCUCUAAUUUUCAAGGCAAAGUCGAUGGCAACCACCAUACAAAAUCUCAAGAAUGUUUAUGUUCAAUUAGAGCCGUCACUUUCGCAUAAAGGCUCACUAAAUCAUAUCAAAGAAGGAGUACCUUUCGAAAAACGAGAAUUUAUUGUACGAAAUAGCUAUGAAGGAGAUAACGACACUAUAAAACAUUUCUUAAAUAACGUAGAAAUUUUUCCAACUUUGAAAGAAUAUAAAGAGUUUGGUACAGUCACUACGGCAAUGAAAGAUACCGAUAUACUCAAAAACAUUAGGGGGCAUUUAAUAGGGAAUCUUACCAAGAAUUCAAGAAAUGUUCUUACAAAUGUCAUAACUUCAUUUCAUGAUAGGCCUUUUCUUAUUAGUGCAACUAUUCAAGGAACAGUCAGUAUUUGGGACGUUAAAUGCAUUGUUCAAGGAUUACAAUUUGAUCCAAAUAUCACUCACGACUGUCAAUCUCCAAUAACUGAUAUCGUAAUGAUCCCAGGUUACGACACUUUUGCCAUUACGUUGAAGGACGGGAGUGUUCUCGCUAUGAGAGUAUCCUAUAGCGCUAUAGAUGGAAAGAGAAAAUAUACUCAUCUUCAACCGAUAAGAAAGAUGAAUAUAAAUGCCAAAUUACCAGACACAUCAAUUGAGGAUUACAUUACCAAGAUUAAAACAUUCAUUACGGAUGAUAAGUCCCUCCUUAUUGGUCUAACAAGCUUAUCAAACAUAUUAUUAAUUGACUUACGUUAUAUGGAAAUUAUCAACACAAUUCAGAAUCCAAUGUCACAUGGGGCAAUUACAUCUUUCACCAUUGAUGAAGAGAGUUAUACCCUGAUUUUGGGAACAACCAAAGGAAUCGUUGACGUUUGGGACUUGAGGUUCAAGAUACUGAUCAAUUCCUGGGCAUUUGGCGACAAUAUUCCUAUUUUAGACAUUCAUAUAUGUCCUUACCUUUCAAAAAAUUGUGUUCUCGUUAUGGGAGGGUCAUCAGAGGCACCUAUAACAAUUUGGAAUUUUGCAAAAAUUCAAUGUAGAAACGCAAUUAUCUUUUCUGAUAAACAGCCUUCAGCUGAUGUCUUCUCUCCUUUGAAGAAGAAAUUAUGUGAUAUCCAAUAUUCUGCUGUACAUAAACAACGAGUAUCUGCAGUGUAUGUAAAUGGCCACACUGCACUUGUGGCAGACCAAGAAACCAGUGAUUUAUUCAUGGUUGAUUUAAAAUCCUUAUCAAAAUCAAGAGUACUAAUAAACUCGAGCCACAUGAACUAUUCUUUUGCUACGGUUCAAGCUACUGCUAAUAUGUCUUUUUUGCUCAUUAAAAAUGUCUCUUCGGGCGUGAAUCAGUUGGCAAAGGCGCAAAAUAACAACAUUAACACACUAACUGCGGCAAGAGUUGAUGAUAAAUCCGUCAUAUUUGCAGCAGAUAGUGUGGGUAUGAUCAAAAUCUUCGAGUAG